AUGACUCACGGUGAGAGUGCCUUUACAGAUAACUUCAGCACUGUGCCCAGUACUUCGCAGACAUCAAAUGACAGAAUGGCUCUUGCAAAGAAGACCGAAUUUCUUCGGAAAGCUGAGCAUCUAAGAAAACUGUUUGAAAAACUCGAGAAAGAAAGGUCUCUGAAUAUUCGCGACAGAAGGAAUAAUUUCAGAGAUUGUUUUUCUGUCGUAGAGGAGUAUGAUAAUAAGCUCCAGAGUGAACUGAAGACAGAAAUCCUGAGAAUCCAACAGCAACUGCAGAAAAUAAGGAACAGUGUUUACAGAUUUCAAGGACAUCUUACAGAUGUGAAACCAUCCCCUGAGUUGAUCGAAAAAUUAAAAGACAUCAUGACUGAAGUUGAAAACUCCAUUAACACUUUCAAAGAAGAUCAGCAUCAAAAGUUUGAGGGGCUCUUAAAAGAAGAAAGAUCUUGCUGGCAAGAGAUCGGCGCUUUUGAGAAGAAGAUUGAGACGUGGUCAUUGUCUGCAAAUCCAGAUCCAAAGCUGCCGUCUGCUCCCUCGGCAAAGAGGUCUGUGGGCGGAAACAGCGGUGAAGAGCUUCCUCCGGAGGUGUCUGCACUGGAAGCCUUUCUGCAGCAGACAGGAGGAAUUCUGGGUGGCUGGGAUCGGUAUGAUCACCAGAGCUUUAUGAAAAUCUGGAACAAACAUGGUGGGAAAGCAUCGUAUCGAGAAGAAGCACAGCUGUUCUUACCAGGCAGAACAGAAGAGGAGAUCAGACAGCAUGAGGAGUGGUACCUAAAACUCUGCUGUCUCCAAGAGCGGAAGAGAGAGGCCAUACAAAAUUGGAGGUUGGCGAAACAGCGAGAAAAGAGUACACGACUGCGACAGCGAGACGAGGCCGAGGAGGCCAGGAGGAGGGAGCAGGUAGAGGUGGCGGAGGUGCAACGCCGCAGGCUGGAGGAGCGGCAAAGGGAGGCAAAGGAACAUUUGCAGGCCUGGAAGAAUCAGCAGAAACUCCAGCAAGAGCAGGAGGAGUUGCAGAGACUGAGGGAGGAGGUGCUUCAGAGGAAAAAGGAUAAGGAGGAGAGGAGGAGACAGCUGGAAGUGAAGCUGGCUGUCGAAGCCCAGGUUCAACAGAGGAGGGAACAGGAGCAGCGACUCCUGCUGGAGAAAGAGUCUCAGGAGAGGGCAGAAAUGGAAGAGAGAAGGAGACUGGCAACUGUGCACAUCAGACACUUCCAGGAAAGAGAUUUACACAAGCUGGGGACAAAACUGCUGGAGAAACAAAGUAAAGAAGGGGAGAAGUUGGAAAGACAAAAGAGGCUGGCUAAGCUUAAAGAGAGGGUGGAAGUCCACAUUAAACGAGACCCCUGUAGACUGUGGAAGCCCACAAAAGGGUGGGAGGAACGUACCAAAGAAAUUGGGCCAACAGGUGGAGGACCCGUUUAUCAGAUGUUCCACAGAGCUGUACCAACCUGGAGACAAGGUCUCUAA
Molecule: messenger RNA, 1473 nt
Organism: Chanos chanos (milkfish)
Lineage: Eukaryota; Metazoa; Chordata; Actinopteri; Gonorynchiformes; Chanidae
Gene: ccdc112
Product: coiled-coil domain containing 112
Source: RefSeq, a predicted model, not a curated record